AUGGCAAUGAUGACUGGCCGUGUGCUGCUGGUGUGUGCCCUCUGCGUGCUGUGGUGCGGUAUUGAUGGAGUUGCUGAGACCGAGGAACCUGGAAUUGGAGUGGUGCCCGGUGUGGAUGAGUAUUUGGGUGUGGAGUGGCGCUCUCAGCUGCCGAGGGAUGC
Trypanosoma cruzi is the source of this 161-nucleotide messenger RNA. Its product is annotated as mucin-associated surface protein (MASP), putative. The annotation marks the transcript as partial. The record is from RefSeq and is a predicted model, not a curated record. NCBI's taxonomy places the organism in Eukaryota, Euglenozoa, Kinetoplastea, Trypanosomatida, Trypanosomatidae. The transcript has a single exon.